Messenger RNA from Diaporthe batatas, 1098 nucleotides. RefSeq lists its product as uncharacterized. Lineage: Eukaryota; Fungi; Ascomycota; Sordariomycetes; Diaporthales; Diaporthaceae. Gene Ontology annotation, cellular component: nucleus. Bases 1 to 1098 code for a protein of 365 amino acids. The transcript has 2 exons. Gene Ontology annotation, biological process: regulation of transcription by RNA polymerase II. The record is from RefSeq and is a predicted model, not a curated record. Gene Ontology annotation, molecular function: DNA-binding transcription factor activity, RNA polymerase II-specific; RNA polymerase II cis-regulatory region sequence-specific DNA binding.
AUGUCCGACUCUUCUCUCUCGUCGAUGUCCGACACCUCGGAAGCAGGCGAUGAGUACGAACAGGUAACCCACGAUGUGACGAUGGACGAGACUGAGCCCCCAGCAAAGCGCCUGAAGCUGGGCGAUGUAGGCUCCGCGACACCUUCCGCCGUCGUGGCCGAAGCAGACCCAGAAGUCGAGACCAAGGCUGACGACUUCGACGAUGCCAUGUCGAUAUCCUCCGAUUCGUCAGGCGACAUCCCCAGCUCACCAGCAAAUGCGCGGCUUGAGGACGAGGAUUUCCAACCCCAAGUGACUGUGUGCGUAUGGGAGGAUUGCGACGCUGGGGACCUGGGAACAAUGGACAGGCUCGUCAAGCACAUCCACGACGAGCACAUAGAAGGCCGGCAGAAGAAGUACACUUGCCAAUGGGUUGGCUGCAGCAGACAGGGUGCCAACCACGCCAGCGGUUAUGCAUUAAAGGCUCAUAUGCGAAGCCACACGCGAGAAAAGCCCUUCUUCUGCUAUCUCCCAGAGUGCGACAAGUGCUUUACCAGAUCUGACGCCCUGGCGAAACACAUGCGAACUGUUCACGAAACUGAAGCGCUUCGACCCUCCGACCCAGUACCGAAAGGUCUACAGUCUGGCGGCGCGGCUGGCAAGACCCCGAAGCUCAAGAUCAUCAUACGCACGCCGCAGUCGCACGCCGCAGGCCAAGAUGACGCUGUUGAAGACGGGCACAGCGGAGACGAGAACUCAACAGAGCAUCUGACCCAGCUGACAGAGAAGGACGGCUUCACGCAACGGGAGCUGGACAUGGAGUGGCAGAAGCUUCACGCCGUCUGCAGGAGCCAGUUGCAGUGGGCCCAAGAGGACGCCGAGACCCUAAGGAGAGAGUGCGAGAAAUGGGAGGAGGUAGUCAAGAAGGCCUGGCUGGAGAAAGAGGUCCUUCUGGACCAGACGAUCAAGAGUGAGCUCGGCUGGCACGAACGCAGGCAAGCCAUCUUGACAGGAGCCACGGACAUCGUCGUUAACGGAGGUGGUCCCGAGUCGGCCUCUGCACCUGCGGUACCCGCCACCAACGGCCGUGCUGGAGCAGGUAACUCUGCUGAAGACUAG